Sclerotinia sclerotiorum 1980 UF-70 is the source of this 234-nucleotide messenger RNA. RefSeq lists its product with no specific name. The coding region runs from base 1 to 234 and encodes 77 amino acids. Lineage: Eukaryota; Fungi; Ascomycota; Leotiomycetes; Helotiales; Sclerotiniaceae. The transcript has 4 exons. The record is from RefSeq and is a predicted model, not a curated record.
AUGUCGCACCAGAACAAUAAAUGCCCGAAAGAAGAACCGGAUCUUGAUAUCUUUGUUUGGAAGGCAGUAAUAGUUUCAGGAUUAAGUGGACCGGAAAACUUCUAUGGCAUGGUCUGGGCGAGAUCCGAUUCUCAUGUUCAAGGUGUUGCUUUCUAUGGAUUGAUUAUUGGUAUGAGAUUAUUGAUUCGCUCAGGUAUUCUCAGGCGUGUCAAUCAAGGAUAUUUGAAUGGUUAG